AUGUCUGAUCGAAGUGGGAGAUCAGACCACAACUACCAUUCGAAGCCCUCCUGUUCCAGCGGACGACGUCAAUCAGCUUCCCUACACGGUAACGAGUGCAUGACGAACGUCGAAUCAGUGGUACUCACCCAACGAUGGACGGUCAGCAAUUUCGAUAGCCUUCUGAAGUUGAGCCAGCCAGGCAGCUGUUUGAGAAGCACAGUGUUCAAAGACGACGCGGUGCCAGAAGCAUGCUGGCAGUUAUGCCUCUACCCCGGCGGGAAGCGAGAAGAGAACGCCAACAACGUCUCCUUAUUCCUCAAAAUGUCGGCGACAUCCCCAUCAAAAGAAGUCGUGCUGAAGGCAGAGUACCGCUUCUACUUCCUCGACGACAACGAUGAGCCAAAAUUCAGCAACGUCAAUGUUGGAGAGUUCCACGCGAAACCGCCGAAGGGUGGACACUCAUGGGGACUGAGGAAUAUACCCACUACCAAAGUGCAGAAUAGCAUUCGACAGGACAAAUCACUAGUCAUUUCAUGUCAUAUCGAACUUAUCCCUGACGUCUCAAAAGUUCCAUGCAAACGGGUACCGAUUACACCUUCCAUCAAAAUGCCAACCUCAGCGGUGCCAACGAGUUUUGUGGAAAGAGAAAUCAGAAUGUUCGACAAUAUGGAAGGAACGGACAUGACAAUAUUGGCUGGACCAGUCGCUGGAGAACGUGAAGCAUUCCAAGUGCACACCUACAAACUACGCGCACAUUCUGACGUAUUCCAAACGAUGUUGAGCCAUGACAACAUGCGCGAAGUGCGAGACAAACAAAUCGACAUUAACGACUUCUCCCCUGGAGCUGUGCGCGCCAUGAUUGAGUUCAUCUAUUCGGGUGGCAUCAGAACGGAAUUCGAUGUGUACCAAGCGACGGACGUGAUGCAAAUUGCCGAAAAGUAUCAGAUACUUGCGCUGAAGUCGUCGUGCGAACAGAGUCUUCUGGAUCGAUUAAGUGUGAAUAAUGUGUUGGAAUGCAUAACGCAGGCGGAGAAGUUCAACACAGACGUUCUGUAUGAUGCUUGCAUUGAUUUUGCGGUCCACAAUCGACAAGUGAUCAUGCAACUGCCUGUAUGGAACAACUUUGUCAAAGAGAUGCCCACCCUAGCGACAAGCCUGCUUCAGAAAAUGGUCAACGCCAACGACGUCUCUCCACCCACUAAAAAAUCUCGUGUAUAG
Molecule: messenger RNA, 1200 nt
Organism: Caenorhabditis briggsae
Lineage: Eukaryota; Metazoa; Nematoda; Chromadorea; Rhabditida; Rhabditidae
Gene: Cbr-bath-40
Product: Protein CBR-BATH-40
Exons: 3
Coding region: 1-1200 (399 amino acids)
Biological process (GO): regulation of proteolysis; proteasome-mediated ubiquitin-dependent protein catabolic process
Cellular component (GO): cytoplasm; nucleus
Molecular function (GO): ubiquitin protein ligase binding
Source: RefSeq, a predicted model, not a curated record